UCUCAGUAAAGGUACAGGUGGGUUGGUACUCUCGCACACUCUUGCCCAAUCCGGCCUCUGCUGCCAGUUAAGCUCGAGUGUCCUGCUUUCACGUCCUCACUCCACACAAACUCAGCAGGGAAGAGGGACAGAGCAGAUCUCAGGACAGCAGCAUGAACUCAAGCACGGCACAAUACUCCAACAUCCAACACUGUAACAAUGACCUCAGCGUUUGCACCGAUGAUGGCUGCUACUCCAAGAAGAGACGCUACGUGCGCAAAGACGGCAGUUGCAACAUGAUCUUCCGGCAUGUUCCUGGAGAAUGGCUCCUGUAUGUAACAGACAUCUUCACCACCCUGGUAGAGAUCCGCUGGAGGGUCAUGUUUCUCACCUUUGCCCUUUCCUAUAUCCUGUCCUGGCUGUUUUUUGGGAUCCUCUUCUGGAUCAUCGCACUUGCCCAUGGUGACGUAAAGGAUCCAACGAACGAGCCGUGCGUCUAUGAGGUGCGGAGCUUCACGGCAGCCUUCCUCUUCUCUCUGGAGACACAGACGACCAUUGGCUACGGUGCACGUGGCAUGUCCGAGAACUGCAUGCUGGCCAUAAUCAUUGUGACCAUCCAGGACAUCAUAAGCGUCUUCAUCGACACUUUCAUAAUCGGGAUUGUCAUAGCCAAGAUGGCAUCAGCCCGGAAGAGAGCGCAGACGGUGGGAUUCAGCAACACUGCGGUGAUUAACCUGCGCAAUGGACAUCUGUGCCUGUCAUGGCGGGUGGGCGACUUCCGUCGAAACCACAUCGUAGAGGGGACUGCGCAUGCGCAGCUAGUUCGACAGAUAGCACACAUGACUGGCAAAGUUGACAUAUCCUACCAUGACCUAGAAAUCCAAAAUAACCACGUCAUUUUGGCCACGCCAACCACCAUUGUCCAUAAAAUUGGUCCCAGCAGCCCUAUGUAUAAGACAAGCCUGCAAGAUCUGCGGAGAGACAGCUUUGAGCUAGUGGUGUCGUUCACCUACACAGAUGACUGCACUGGGAUUCUCCACCAGACACGCACCUCCUACACCCCCAGCGAAAUCCUCUGGGGCCAGCAGUUUCAGGAGAUGCUGAGAGUUAACCGAAAACACUACAGAGUGGACUAUGCCCUGUUUCACCAGACCAUUAAAGUCCCACUGCUGGAAAUUAGCGCAGAGGAGUACGAACUAAAGAAGCAUUCUGCUUGUCCUAAACAUGAGCCACAAAACGCCAGUCCUUCUGAGGUGUCUCAGGAGUUGUGACUGGGAGAAAUCUUGGGUUGAAAGUGCACAAUAACUGGUAGUGUUCUUUAAAACGAUACAUUAUAGCAGUGACCCAGGAGGAUAAGCGACUUAGAUAAUGUGUGUAUGUGUGUGUAUAGCAGCGUAAUGUAUCUCUAGGACACUAUAGCACCUAGGGUAUAUGAAAGAAAGGCCAUGUGAGUCACUCUUGUAUAGUAGCAGUCACAAGAGGGCAUGAUCAGUAAAACCUAUCUGAAUCACUUUAAAGAGGCCUGUAGCUUUGUGCUUUACAUAUAAAUCUAAGAUAUUUCAAAUAUUUAGAAUAUUAUGCUCCAGCACUUGCAAUGUAAAUGCAUUACUCUGGAUGCCAUUAAGGAAUAACACCUACCCUAUAUAAGCACAUUCUAAUUAGCAAAGCACAUAUGAAUGUAAGUGGGAGUUCCCCACAUGUAGUGGUAGGCUUCUGAUCCUACAGAUAUUAGAAUACAUAUAUGGCAUAAGAACUAUGCUGGUAUUUCAGUGUGUAUGUGACUUGUAAAUGUAUGAAAUGUUUCUGACCAGUGCCCGCACUGCAGCCUUCUAAACAUGGCAGCUUUGAAAAAUGACCAAGACCAAGAAAAAGUGUCUUGAAAAUGAAGAUCAACCAUGUGUCUAGGAAAACUGACCCUGAAGAGCUGGACACAACAAUCUAAUAUAAUAAACAUGCAACAAAUAUGCCUGUUUUAUCCACCGUAGGGUUAAUUGCAUUUUCAGCACAUAAUUUAUAAUUGAAAUAAAUGUUAGCCUCAUGAUUUCAGUCUUAUUUGUAAGUUGUUUGUACAGUGAACAAGUAGCCUAAUGUGCCAGGGCAAACUCGGGACACUCAA
Messenger RNA from Colossoma macropomum (tambaqui), 2095 nucleotides. RefSeq names its product potassium inwardly rectifying channel subfamily J member 16 (gene kcnj16a). The transcript is spliced from 2 exons. Lineage: Eukaryota; Metazoa; Chordata; Actinopteri; Characiformes; Serrasalmidae. Bases 153 to 1250 code for a protein of 365 amino acids. Gene Ontology annotation, molecular function: inward rectifier potassium channel activity. Gene Ontology annotation, cellular component: plasma membrane. Gene Ontology annotation, biological process: potassium ion import across plasma membrane; regulation of monoatomic ion transmembrane transport. The record is from RefSeq and is a predicted model, not a curated record.